Molecule: messenger RNA, 2310 nt
Organism: Salvelinus namaycush (lake trout)
Lineage: Eukaryota; Metazoa; Chordata; Actinopteri; Salmoniformes; Salmonidae
Exons: 12
Coding region: 96-2192 (698 amino acids)
Cellular component (GO): nuclear envelope
Molecular function (GO): nuclear export signal receptor activity; zinc ion binding
Source: RefSeq, a predicted model, not a curated record
CGUAAGCCAUUAGACUUUGGAAGCAGCUACUGUAUCUACUGAAUGCAACAAAGUAACAUCAGCUUUACUGAUACAAACGUAUAGCAAAUAGCUACAUGGAACGUUCACCUGUAAACAGCGUUGAGGUAUCACCAGAGAGCAAUGGGGAUUCUGUCGCCCUGUGUCACAAUGAGGAAGAGAGCAGGAAUCAACUAGCACAUGGUGGCCCUCAAGUCCAGCUGUGUCGUUUCUACUCACAGGGACGGCACUGUAACUUUGGGAGGAAGUGCCGCUUCCUCCAUCAAAGAGGAGAUUCCACCACCCUCACCCAGGGGAAGGUAGAGAACAGGACAAACCAAAGGUCAGAACAGGAGAACCAAAGAGGGACAGGCCCUCACAGCCACCCUGGAAUCACAUCGCAGAAUCCAGCGAUUGACAGCCCUGGAGAUGUAGGCCACAGGCUGCCCUCCAAACCAAGGGCUGCUCCAACCAGAGGUGAGAGGGCCAACAAUCGCCGGCCCUGUCGCUAUUUUCUCUCUGGGUGCUGCACCAUGGAUGAUAGAUGUCACUACUGGCACCCACCACAGUUUCCCCUUGUUGACGACCAGCCUGUAGGAGUCGGAGGCAGGCCCAGGGUGCCCCAUGCCCCCCCUCCCAGUGCCCUUCAGGUGGUCAAACUGAGUGACCUGACUGACAAUAUCACCAAACAGCUACGGGACACUGAGAUCAAGCAGCUGAUAAAGCGUUUUCCUAAAGAACAGCUUAUUGUGCAGGAACGGAGCGACGGCCAAGUCACCUUCUACCGAGCCACAGUACAGCCCACUGAUCCAGACUGGCCUUUUGACUUGAAAGACGUUGACAUAAUGGUGAGCUUUCCGGAAAAGUACCCACAAGAGGUAUUUACAUUAGAUAUACCACUGGACCAGGACUUGCCAUCAGUUAUGGGAAGAUAUGUUGAACAAGCCUCACUGGAAUGGCUACAGGCUAAACAUGCCACCAAUCAGCUGAUGGGUAAGGUGGAGCUGCUCUUCCGGCCCUUCCUUCGCUGGUUGGAUCGCAGCAUGGAAAGACUGUUCACUGAGGGAGCCAGGCAGUUGAAAAAAGACAUGGAGAUAGCAAAGGCUGGAAUUCAGUUUGUUCCAUACCAGCAGCUCCAGGCAACCGUGUGCAAAGAGCCUGCCGCUGAUGACACGCCUGACCCUGUCCUCCACACGGCAACUGAUGAGGAGAGCAGAGAAGGAGAAGAUGAGGAGUGGAAAAAACAAUUGUACCCUGGCUGUGAUGAUGAUGAUGAUGGUGGUGUUAGUGAUGAAGAGGACCAGGGGAAUGUGGAGAAUAUUAAGCUCAGUGAGCCCCGCAGAGGAACAGAGGUGAAGCUGCUUGGCCUGAGGCUGGGAGAGGGCAUGGCGACCGUGGUCGCCACACAGAUCACUGUGUGUCUGCAGUGCAGCAGGUGUAAGGUGACAGCAGACCUGACUCUAAAUGGCAGGAACCCCUGCACGGCCCAGUGUGAGAAGUGUAACGCAGGGAUCAGUGCUGCUUUCAGACCCAGCAUGCUGCACCACUACAGUGACGUCCUGGGCUAUCUGGACCUGGGUACCGCUGCUCCUGUGGACCUGGUCCUGCAGGACUGUGAUCUGGUCAUUGUCUGCCUCAACUGCUCCAAAGAGGGACCUGUGAAGAACCUUUUGUAUGGCCAGAGCAAGGAGUUCAACUGUCAGCACUGUCACAGCAAACUCAGCAUCCUGGUUGACAGCACACGAUUCCAGUACAUUCCGCCACGCAAAGAGAAAACCGGGCACAGUGACUCUUCACUGACCUAUCGGCGUAACAUAAGGGACCCUGCCAUACAGAUGGGGAAACCACUACCGGAGAAGGGAUCCUGCAAACACUACAGACAGAGUCAUCGCUGGCUCAGGUUCUCAUGCUGUGGCCGGGCCUACCCCUGUGACGUGUGUCAUGACGAGGACCAGGACCACCCCAUGGAGCUGGCUACCAGGAUGAUCUGUGGUCACUGCUGUAAAGAGCAGCCGUACAGCAAUGGGAAGCCCUGUGUCAGCUGUGGAGGCAUGAUGACGAGAGGAGCCUACACCAGUCACUGGGAGGGAGGACUGGGCUGCAGGAGCAAAGUCAAAAUGAGCAGAAAUGAUAAACACAAGUAUGCCAGCACAAACAAAACAAUUUCACGGAAAGCAGCCAGCGAAAAGAAAUAAUCAGAGACAACAUGUUAACGUUAUGGCAGUGGUUGAUCAGGCUUGCUCUGUGUGAUUCAAGAGCAACCCUUCUAUCAAUGCAUUAUUGAUUUCUAAUAAAUCAAGUAUUGUAAUGUUA